Molecule: messenger RNA, 7797 nt
Organism: Venustampulla echinocandica
Lineage: Eukaryota; Fungi; Ascomycota; Leotiomycetes; Helotiales; Pleuroascaceae
Product: GTPase activation, GAP
Exons: 16
Coding region: 1-7797 (2598 amino acids)
Biological process (GO): regulation of GTPase activity
Source: RefSeq, a predicted model, not a curated record
AUGAAUGGCGACUCUGGUCUGGUUGUUACACUUGUCGAUCGCCUGGCAACGAGGCUUCCACACCGCACCGGAUCACCCUCCCAUGAGUUCGCUCGCGAUGAGGUGGUGGUGCUCACCCGCUCGACUCUGGUUGGGGUCAGUGGUUCCUGCAUAGGAACUAUAAUCGAGGCGCUGGUGCAGCUACUGGAAGAACUUCGCAGAACGUAUAAAGGAAUACACUCCCAUCCGAUCCAUGUUGUACAAUCCGAGUUAUAUAUACUCGAGCUUCUAUCGGAUUGCUGCGCUGCACAUUGGGAUUCGGUCAACGCAGCACCGAGUGUUGUCCACGUCGAAGAUGAUGAGAGCUCCGAUUCUGAGGAUUCAGAAGCGGAGAGAACGACAAAGAGGACACUUAGUCCCGAAGUGCGUGGGAAAAAGAGACGUGCAUCACGAAACACGCUGCUUGCGCGGGGUCAUCCACCCGCUCCGCUAAGUGAUGAUUUGGUCCGGAGAAUAUUGGAUGCUGUCAAGCUUUUCUCGAAACCGGUAUCGGAUACUUACGUCCUUCCUGCGUCUACGAUCUUGGAUGAUUCAUUCAGAAGGCUUAAUAAUUGUGAUAUUCUAGAAGAGGAGGAGGAUACAGCGUCUUCAAAUGCGCGCUUAAGCGGGACCGAGGUUUCUCAGCUGAUUCUCGAGAAGAGCGAUGCUGUUGAAGCAUACACUCGAGUAAUUGUGGAAUACAUAUCUUGUUCUAACUGGACUCGGGUUCUCGACUAUAUCAGAGCUUUCCUGAUACAGCCACAGCCACUGCGCCCAGUGGUCAACGGUACGGCGCUGCCUAGCCACUCGGCUGAUGAUGAUAGAGGUGCUCUGAUUGUGAUUCGGUUCAUUUCCUGCUUAUGGGUUGACAGCCGGAAACUUAGCGUUGUCAUUCAGGAGCUGUGUGGCAAUUUCUUGCAUCUCCGCAAAUCGUUCCAAACAACAAUAGCAAUCGUGACCCCGCAGUUAAUUACCAGGUGGCUUGAACGCAAUCCCCAGGAAUUCAUAGAUCUUCACUCCGCGCACAAAAGACUCGAUGGCGGAGCGGAAACACUUUUCGAUAUGACCAAUACCAUGUUCGAUGGAGGUAGACGAAAGGCACUACUCUAUCCAUUCCAGACAUCACUUCUCUUGCUGCUUCCUGAUGUAUUUGAAGUUGCAAGUCACAUGCGAGAUGCUAAGAGUAGCAGCAUAUCAAAGAAAGUGUCAUUUCUAGAGCUCCUCCGAAAAGCUGUGAGAAACCGAAACGAAACAGCCAUCUACUGCCUGACAUCGGUUUUGAGAGUUGCUAGGCAUUUUAGCCUGGAUAGUGAUGCUGCAAUUCUUAGCUAUGCUCUGGAUGUUCAAGAAGAAGUUCGAGAUGCAGUUUUCCGAAAACACAUCGCAACGGACUCGCCAAACAUUGAUAACACCCUGAUGUCCGCCGCAUUUGUUAGUUUGGCGCAUCUCAAUUUCGAUUACUGUGUGGAUAAUCUGGCGCCUCUGUGUCUGACUCCAAACUCUCCCACGAACCUCAAACUUUCUUUAAUCUCAGCCUGCUCUCAUUUUGCGAGGCAGUCAAAUGCAGACGAGUACCGGCCAUUGUUUGCCAAAAUCGCCGAGUUCACCCGCGUACAGCUAAGGGGACAAUCUUCGAGGCCGCGGGACUCAUAUCCAGAUGAGCAAUACACCCUUCAGAAGGCUGGCGAGAUUUCAGGUUCUACAAGCAUGAUUUACAAUAUACUAGUAUUUCUUGAUGCCUCUCCUCUCACUCUAUUAGUUGGCGCGGUGAAUGAACCUUUGGACUGGAACCAGUUCUUGGAGACCUCGUUAAAUUCUUUCGUCGGAUAUCUGGUUGCAGAUGAUGAUCGGAUCCGGCAAUUAACGAGUUCAGUAGCCCGAAAGAUCAUGACCGGAGGUGCUUCUUUGGCUUGGAAACAAGUCCAAAGUACAGACAUGAAUGCCUUCAAGCGCAACUUCUGGAAAUCAACAUCCGUUGUUCUCAUGGCUGUGUCUGAUAAGCUUAUCAGCAUGGCUGACGACGGGAAAGGCACACUACGCUUUAUUCAUGAUUACCUCGAAUCGAGGCUGGCACUUCUAAAGACCAUUAGGGAAUUGACAGAUCUGGAUGAAGAGAUUCCUGAACGCGCAGCUGCGUGUGUCAAAUUGGAAACGGCAUUUUUGGUAUCGCUGUGCUCGACAGACAUUUCGACCUGCCAGCUAGUCACCAAGUGUAUAUCUCUCUUCUGUGAGGAGACUGGCCUCGUGGAUGAAGCGACAGAAUCCGCAAAGCCAUUAACCCAUACUCUUCGAAAUCUUGAAAUUUAUGUGGAAAUAUCAUCUAGAGAUUUUAGAUUUACUGGAUUAGUGGCUUUUCAGAAACGUGUCCGAGGGCUCCUCAGGAAGAUGCAUUACCCUACAGCUGGUAUGUUGGCGGCCUGGGAGACCGUCUUCAAUUUCUGGCUUAAAGUAUCGAAACAUAUCUUCUCACGGCCAAUGGAUAUGCUAGAAGAACGACCGCUCGUGGAGUGGCGCAACUAUUCCGGAUUCCUCGCUUCUCUAGGAGGCGCUUGCAUAUCAAAUCAGGCGCUGACACCCGAGGAAUCGAAUCUGGCUGGUCUGAAAUGGAUCGAUAGAAUUUCACCGGAAAACUAUGACGAAACUCUCUUGACUCAAUAUAUGAGGCAGAGUGUUCAACUACUUGCUAGCAACAAUGUUAGAAUACGAGAGGCGACCAGAGAGACCCUCUCCACUGAACUUUCCUCGGCACUGUACUUGCCACUUUUCGAAACCCUAGAAGCCGAGCUUGGCGUAUUAUUCGACAGCCCUCGUACAAAUACUUCACUCUCUAUUGAAGCUCGUGUCAUAUUUGCCGAGCAGGCCUCAGCUCUCUUGAAGAGUAUUGUUGAAAGGCUAGGCGGCCCAGCUGAAGUUGGCGUGUCACUAUCUAUUGAUAUUGGUGCAUUGACUCUUAAUUUUGCAAAAUUUCUGGACGAGUUGGCGGAGACCGCAAGCAUACUUAGGGUGAAAAUCAAGAUCUGCCAGCUGUGCGAAACGGUUACGCAGAAGAAAGAGCUCCUGAACUUGAGACAUGAUGUCCGUAUCCGAAAUCAACUCUUGGAGGUAAUUUUCAGCUGGAUAGCUCGCCCAGGCACGCCAAAAGAGACCAUCCAUGCGACCGGAACUCGGGUCGAUGAGCUGCUCCGACUUCAGAGAGAUCUUGAUAGAGCAUCUCUGAAGGCUCUAGCCGAUCUAACAUAUCGACUACCACUACAGCCAGCCGAAGGCCAAACAGAUGCGGACACAAGUGAUCUUAAAUCCCAAAUGUUUCAUACAUAUUUCAACAGAUUCCUGUCACUGUUGAACUAUGAAUCAACUGAAACUACAAGAAACGAAUUGCGGGUGUCAACUUUUGGGAGCGAAGAAACUGUCGGUUUUUCUGAACUUGCCAUUACGGCGUUGUCCAACCUCUUGAGUGCCAACAUCGAUGUAGGCCUUAAGCAUUCGCUGGGAAUUGGUUACCACGAAGAUCUUGAUAUAAGGACUGCUUUUGUUAAGGUCUUGUGUAAUAUCCUGAUUCAAGGUGCCGAGUUCAACAACCUCUCUGAUACAGCUGUGAAUGAGAAAUACGACGAGCUUCUGGAGCUUCUUAUUAAUGAUAUGCCAUUGACAAUUGCGCUUUGCGAUGCGUGCCCAAGCACCGAAGUGGAUGAGAUGACCAUUUCACUACUCAAUAUAUUCGACUCAAGAGGCUUGGGCUUCGUACUUCUAGAGGGCCUCAUUGAGCAUGAAGUUAAGGGAACUGAGAAUGAAGCCGAGCUUCUACGACGUAAUUGUGUAGCUACCAAGAUGCUGUCGGUCUAUGCAAAAUGGAAGGGCUCUACAUACAUAAAAGCGACCCUGCAAAAAGUACUUGAGCGACUUGUCCUCACAUCAAAGGAUCUUGAUUUAGAGCUUGACCCUGCCCGUACUACUUCCGCCGAGGAGCUGCAAAAGAACGCCCUCCAGCUUCGAGUUGUUGCCAAGGUCUUCAUCGACGAUAUUUGUAAUUCUGCAGGGCAUAUUCCUGUCUCUUUUAGGAAGAUCUGUAGCAUUAUUUCAACAGCUGUCAUGAAGCGAUUCCCAGAAGCCAAAUUUACCGCCGUCGGGGCAUUUAUAUUCCUGCGCUUUUUCUGCCCUGCCAUUGUUGCUCCAGAUGCUGAAGGACUGAUAAGUUCCCCACCUUCAAAAGAGAUGCGUCGCGGUCUUUUGCUUAUUGCUAAGGUUGUGCAAAAUCUGGCCAAUAAUGUCUUGUUCGGGGCAAAGGAACCUUACAUGUUUCCACUCAACGACUUCCUUACCCAGAAUAUAUACCGUGUGACUACGUUUUUGCGAGAAAUCUCGGUACCUCCAAAUGUAAUGGAACCCGUUGCAGAGUCGGAAGCAUUCGAUUUUGGCUCCUGCGUUGCACUUCAUCGGUUCUUGUACGAUCAUUGGGACCAUGUCAGGCAAAAGAUUGUUCUCCGAGAGAGGAAAGGUGCCGAGGUAUCACUUAUAGACAUCAGCAGGGGACACGUUCCGAUGUUAGAAGCGCUUCGAAAGCUCAUUACCAAUUUGGGCCCUCCUCCAAUGGACGUGUCGUGGAAUCGACCUGCAAUCUCAUCGAACAGCCCCCCAUCAUACUCCCGCUUCCAACAUUUUAUGCUACGGAACGCGGGUAGGAAUACCGAGUCCUUGGCUUCCACCCGUGCUGUAUAUGAUGGUGGCGAAAGCAAGGAUGGGCUCCCAAUGAUCUGUAUCAUACUACGGAACAUUGAUACAGAAAGCGUGGACUAUGAACUUUUGCUGUUCGGCUAUCUGAAGAUUGCAAGCCGUAUGUGGCAUCGGCCAUUUGGUAUCCUCAUUGAUGCAACCUGUUACGAUGGCCAGAAUGAGCCACAGGAUGCGUUAUUUAGACAGUUGGAUCUAUUGACGCCGACGGAGUUAUCAAAGCAGCUUUCAAGGGUAUUUGUCUACAAUAUGAACAGCGCCUUUAGAAAAUGCUUUCGUCGGAUCUUACGACUAGCCGCGAAGAGCGAGAUCAGCGCAUUCCACCCGAAGAAUGUGGACUACCACUUAAUUGGAAGUCUCCAGGACCUACAGACCCACUUCCAUCUCAGUCAAUUGCAUUUACCAAAGGAGACGAUCAGUGUUGUAACUGAUACAAGAUAUGUUUUCCAACCUAUCACUAGGCUCUCCAAGACCAAAGGAAAGGUCGAGGUAGUGAUCAAAGUUGGUAGUCAAUUCGUCCAAGUCACCACAACAAAGAAGCAGGAAGUUGUGCCCGGUUUAAGACUCCAUGCUACUGUUAAUGAUAUAUUUCGUCUCUCAGCGGUAGAUGAAGCGCCAACAUCAAUUCAGACAGAGGACGAUUCCGCCUUUGGUUUGCGAACAGAAAAUGGGAAGAUCGUGAUGUAUUUUACGAGCCCAAGAAAAAUGGAUGUGCUCCAGGCCAUUCGCGGAGCGAAGUCCAAACAGGGGAAGGAAUUGAGAACCCUGAAGUCUUUUGAGAGGCUUGUCCGACCACAGGAUGUGCCCGGCACACUUCUCAAUAUCGCGUUCACGAACAUGGCCAGUUCGGAUCAAGUCCUUCGUUUGGCUUCUUACAACCUCCUGUCGGCCCUGUGCCGUGCGUUCAAAUUUGCGGCUGACUCUAAAUUCAUGAGCACAAAAGAAUUAUGCGUUCCUUUGAAUCCUUCGCAUUUUAUAAUUGACAUAAGCCAACAACUUGCUCGGUCCGAGCCUGGACUGACGGUUGACUUCCUCAAUGAAUUCUUCGUCGGGUGGGAGAGUUUUCCUUAUUCCCAGCGGCCACUAAGUCUUGCAUAUAUGGCCCCUUGGCUACCAAGUCUAAGAACAAACCUAAUCCCCACAGAACCGGAUAGCGACAAAGGUAGAGAGAAAAUCGCUGUAAUUUUCCGGAAGAUUAUCGAAGUGGCUAUCGCUGACGUUUCUUUGAGCACCACUCUUGAACAGAGUGUGUGGCCGAUCAUUUGCCGGGAUGAGAUUUACACCGAGAUAUUCCUAGAAGAGAUUGUCAGAGCCGCUUUGAGCUUUGGAAUUGACGACGAACGCACCGAAAUCCUUGGUUCCAUUAUUGCUUCUCUCGGUACCAUCACCAUCCGGGGAAAGCUCCUUUCCCGUCUUCGCAAAGCUCUCAACAGGACUUCACUGCGCCCUACCAGACAGUUACCAGAUAAUACUAUCUGGGGCGAAAUCUGUGUGCUUCUCCGACUUUGUCUUUCUACAUCAUUUGACAGUGCAAUUCAAUCACAACUAUACCUGCCGGAGCUUUUCCAUCUCGUUACUAUGCUGGCUAAUACCGGAUCAACCAAUGUGAGGCUUAUGGUCCAUCGGUUGCUGGUCAACACCAUCCACGCCAUGUGCACCGGAUUCAAUCUCGAAGAAAGCAAGCUAGCUAGACUGAAAGCCUUACUGUUAUCGCUCUCUGAUCCUCGGAGCGAUUCACUAUUCAAUCUAUCACCUCGAGAUGGCGUCUCUAUUUCAUCACUACAAGAUUCUGGCAUUCCAGCCUUGACUGCCACGGAAUCCCUAGCCACCUUGCUCUCAGAAGUUAGCAUCGUUGCUGCUCCGUCCGUGAAUGUGUCAAAUGCAUGGCGAGCUAGGUGGAUGAGCUUGGUUGCGAGCACUGCCUUCCAAAGCAAUCCAGCAAUCCAGCCGCGCGCUUUUACGGUCAUGGGCUGUUUGGCUCGUCAAGAUGUAGAUGAUGAUCUUCUUUACCAGGUUCUUGUCGCUCUAAGAAGUAGCAUCGGCCGAUUCAUGGAAGAGAAUGACAGUGAGAUGCUCAUCGCAAUCAUAACCUCCCUAACUAAGAUGAUGGAUAAACUACCUUCUGCCUCUCGCUACGGUUUGCAGUUAUUCUGGCUGGCAAUGUCACUGGUGAGGCUCGUCCCACUUCCGCUUUUCAACUGCACGGCUCUUUUCCUGGAUGCUGUUUUGAAUAACAUCGCUACGUCUGGCGGGCUCAAAGAUGAGAAAAUGGCCCCGGUCUUGAUGCAAGGCCGAUUCCCUCUCGAAGAUGCGGCAUUGCAACUUGAUGAAAUCUACGGUAUCCAUUUUAACGUCGAGACUUUCCAUUUUGCUGUUUGCGCUUCUUUGGUGAAGGGCCUUACAGAUUCUGUCACCAAAGCCACAGCAGUUCGAGUCUUAUCCACGUUUCUCGAGGCUGCAGGCUCAAACAACCAAACCGGGGUUAAGGGUGGUUUCGAGCUUUCCUGUAUGCCUUACAUAGGAGCUCUUAUAUCUCGAGCAAUGACCCCUCAGCAAGCCAAGGACAAUUUAUUCGUCGCAAGCUGGGCUUCUGUGAGCCAUUAUGUAACGUCCGACGAUAUGAUGAGCUUGAUUGAUCAGGGUUUGGUGAAGGAUAAGGAGCUUUUGCUUAACGCGGCUAUUACUAUAGUGGAUUUCCGCUAUUUGGAGGAAUCUGUCCAGCAUCGCGGGCUAUUAUGGCUCAAUAGGGUCGCUGUAAAGCGGCCUACUGUCGUGCUACACCUCGCGGUGCCCAUUAUCCGGAUCCUGGAUGAUCUGCUUUUGUCUUGUCAAAACGUGGCGACACUCGAAUCAGCCCAUCAAUUACUCCGGACGAUAACAUCAAAUCCCAAAUUCUCAGGCGGCGUCGACACCACAGAAAUGUUAGAGGAUGUCCUUGAUGGCAUUGGUUUCGGCGGCCUCUGGCGCUCAGCGACGUUUCAUACAAAAAAUGAGCACGAAAGACAAUGCACUGCAUUAACAGAUAGGCUUAUCGAACUCAUCAUUGCAUAG